This is a messenger RNA of Exophiala bonariae, 2859 nucleotides long. RefSeq lists its product as uncharacterized. Gene Ontology annotation, molecular function: chitinase activity. The transcript has 3 exons. Gene Ontology annotation, cellular component: extracellular region. Bases 1 to 2859 code for a protein of 952 amino acids. Lineage: Eukaryota; Fungi; Ascomycota; Eurotiomycetes; Chaetothyriales; Herpotrichiellaceae. Gene Ontology annotation, biological process: carbohydrate metabolic process. The record is from RefSeq and is a predicted model, not a curated record.
AUGGCGGUUUUGCUGAGGUUUCUUCUCUUCAUUUCCUUGAUAGGCUGUUUGAAUUUAUGCCUUGCUUCAACGUCCGACAUUCUCCAGGCAAUCAAAGACCUGCAAGAUGAUUUGGAGUUCCUUAAAGAGGCCCAAGACCAGUAUACGUCUGAUAUCACUCGGCGAGAUCCCCAAUUCUUUCGGCCUGGAUUCGGUAGACCUGGAUUCGGUAGACCGCCGUUCGGCCUUGGACGGCCGCAGAGGCCACCGCCACCGCCACCACCGCCUACCCCAUCUGUCGACCUAGAGAAGCUGUCUGAGUUGAUAGACAGUUUGGGAGAAUCUUUGCAAAUUCUCAUUGAGUUUGUAAAAAACAAUCUCCCCCUUCCACCUCCCGCAACAACGAGCUUGAUAUUAUCAUCGGUAACGUCCACUUCCCAGGCCACCUUUCAAUCGAUCACCAGUACCACGUUUGGAGUUUCAACAACAUCCUCUGACUUCACAUUGACCUAUUCAACCACUACUGAAGCAUUCUCCUCAGCUGGCUCAUCCACCUCGACUGAAGUUCGUACAACGAGCUUGGAUGAUUCUACUACCACGCAUUCGUCGACGAGCUCGGCUACCAUCACCUCGACAUACGUCGUUUCGACCACCUCGUCCGAAUUAAGCUCCAGUACGGAAUUUACGACGUUCACGCCUUCGAUGACUACAUCGACUAGUUUGGAUAGUCUCUCAAUGACUACGUCUGAUUCAAGCAUCGCAGAUAUCUCGACAUCAACAUCCUCAGUCCAUUUCACAAUUACCUCGGACUCUACAACAACUGACAGUACCGCCACAGCAGAAUCUACUUCCACUUCAUCAGAAACCACUUCUACAACGGAUGAAACCUCAACAACUGCAGAUCCUGGUUCGAGCACCUCCUACACUGACACUACGUCGACGUCGUUAAGUGAUAGCUCCACAUCUCUUGUUGCGGAGUCUACUACAAGUACCGGCGAUACGGUUACUUCAACAGCGACUUCCACGACCGUAUCCUCCACGUCAGAGUCCUCGAUAACUGACAGUACCACAUCUGAGACUUCCACAAUUGAUAGCAGUGCCGUUUAUUCUACCACAACUGACAGUGCCCCCGAGGGCUCCACCAGUAGCACCACGAUCACACAGAAAUCGACAACCACAACAGAUGCCACGACCACGGACUCUACCACAAGCGAGACUUCCACAGCUGGAUCGACCUCGACCGAUAGUACAACAUCGGAUUACAUAACGACUACCAGUACUACCAUGGAGAGCACCACAAGCGAGGCAACUAUGACUGAAUCCAUGACAUCUUCCUCGGCAUAUACUACAGCAACCGAAAGUACUUCCGAAGCUGGAUCUUCUACGACAACAGGAUUAACUAGCGGGUCUACCACUGCGAGCGACUAUACAACAUCAGUAGAUCCUACUACAUCCACUAGUAAAAGCGAUUUCGCUACAUCAGUAAAUUCUACAACGUCAACCACUACGAGCGAUUCCACUAUAUCAACGGAUUCUGAAACACCGACCACUACAAACGAUGUCACAACCACCACCACCAGUAUCCUUACGACCGCCACUGAGGAUGCCUCUACAACCGAAACAACAACAAGCAGUUCGACAAGUACAACAAGCAGUGCUCCGACGUCGACAUCGACAUACGAGUUCGAUCCAACUGCACGAAAUCUCAACCUCGUGUAUUAUGGUCAAACUGGGAGCCCAAUAUCUCUUCCUGAAGUUUGCGCGGACGACAAUAUUGAUAUCAUAACAAUUGGAUUCAUUACCAGCUUCUUCAUCCAAGACGACUUGAACAUCACCAUGAACCAAGGCAACCACUGCUGGGCACCGAACACGGCUCAACAGGCCGCUGGCGCAACCGGACUCAAGGAUUGUGUCGAAGAUGGGCUUACUGGAUACGCUGCUCAGAUCAAACAAUGCCAGGUGCGCGGCAAGAAAGUCCUUAUCAGUGCUGGCGGUGUUUUCUCAGAUCUGGGCAUUCCAAGCGAAGAGGCCGCUGAAAGACUGGCGGACAGAUUGUGGAAUCUCUUCCUCGGGGGCCUCGAUACAGAUAUCGCCCCGACAAGACCAUAUGGCGAUGUCGUGCUUGACGGUUUCGACUUCGACAACGAAAAGCCCGCAAAUAAACAAUGGCUCCCAAAAGUUGCGUCAUCGCUCCGCCAAUUAAUGGCAAGCGACUCUUCCAAGAAAUACUACUUGACCGCGGCACCGCAAUGCCCGUAUCCAGAUCUCUCAAUCCCGGUCGUGGAAAUGCUCGAAUCAAUCGACUUCUUCAGCGUGCAAUUUUACCAAAACCCAUCCUGCCAACUCAACUCCGGGCAAGGCUUCCAGGACUCGGUGCAAGCGUGGUCCAAUAUCCUCUCCGGCGUGACACCAGCGAAGCAGAAGAACAAGAACAAGAAAAUGAAACUGGCCAGGAAGACGCGCCACACCGGGCGCCUCCACCCCGAAAGCGUCCGCAAAGCCAGCUCGCCACAACAUCUCAAACCCUUGACCAAAGCCCAAGCCCAAGCCCAUGUCCGAGCCAACAAACGCCAAACCACCACCACCAGCAUCGACUUCCUCGACAUCGACAACGGCAUCACCAGCCCGCGCCUGCUGAUCGGCACGCCCGCGUACAACUGGGCAACGGCGGAGAACCCCAACACCGGCUACGUCGACGUGGCGACCUACCGCGAAAUUCUGGAGCUCGCCAACGCCCAGAAUCUCACCAGUCUUGCCGGGGCCAUGUUCUGGGAUGGCGGUUAUCAGAGCACGUCCGCGCAGGAGGUUGAUGGCCAGAUGUUCACGUAUGCGGAUGUCGUGAGGAAUGUUUUGGCGCCGCCUCCGCCGCCCUCCCGUUGA